Messenger RNA from Cornus florida, 1516 nucleotides. RefSeq names its product lipid phosphate phosphatase 2-like. The transcript has 9 exons. Gene Ontology annotation, molecular function: phosphatidate phosphatase activity. The coding region runs from base 298 to 1329 and encodes 343 amino acids. The record is from RefSeq and is a predicted model, not a curated record. Lineage: Eukaryota; Viridiplantae; Streptophyta; Magnoliopsida; Cornales; Cornaceae. Gene Ontology annotation, biological process: phospholipid metabolic process.
UAGUAGUGGUUGGUUGCAGUAGUAGAUGUUGGUAAAUAUUAAUCUUGGUUGGUUAACCAAUCCAUUCCCCUGCUCAUCUCUCUCUCUCUCAUCUUUCUCUCUCUACAAUUGGGUGGCCACCACCGGUCCACCGGCCUUCAAAAUUCACAUUAUUGGAACGAGGAAGACUUGGGGUGUCAUUGGGUCCCAUUUCAUCAGUUUUUCGUUUGAUUUUCCCCGGAAAUCAUAAAGAAAUCCACCAAAUACCUUUCAGAAUCUGGAAAUUAGUUGGAUAAUUUGCUCGUUUGUUAGAGGUAUAUGGCUUGGAGGAGUAUGAUAUCUCUCUGUUCUUUUCAGAAUCUCGGGAGUAUCUUUAAGGGUAGAGCGAGGGAGGCGGAGCUUUGUGCACACACUAUUAAGUCUCAUGGAGCCACGGUUGCGAGGAAUCACAUGCAUGAUUGGCUUAUAUUGCUUCUUCUUGUGGUCAUAGAGAUCAUUCUAUUUGUUAUAGGCCCGUUUCAUCGCUUUGUAGGGAAGGAUAUGAUGACUGACCUUAAAUAUCCAAUGAAGGAUAACACAGUACCUGUGUGGGCUGUUCCUAUGUAUGCAGUUUUGUUGCCUAUUGUCGUUUUCCUUUUCUUCUACCUUCGUAGGCGAGACGUCUACGAUCUGCACCAUGCCGUGCUAGGCCUCUUGUUUGCUGUCCUGUUAACUGGGGUCCUCACAGAUUCAAUAAAAAAUGCGGUUGGACGGCCUAGACCUGACUUCUUCUGGCGUUGCUUUCCUGAUGGAAUAGAUAACUAUGAUCAGUGGGGUGAUGUAAUUUGCCACGGCAAAGAUAGCGAUAUAAAGGAAGGACAUAAGAGUUUCCCAAGUGGUCAUACUUCAUGGUCGUUUGCGGGUCUGGGUUUUCUAUCAUUGUACUUGUCGGGGAAAAUCAAAGCAUUUGAUCGCAGAGGACAUGUGGCAAAACUAUGCAUUGUUUUUCUCCCUCUUCUCGUUGCAUCUCUUGUUGGUAUUUCUCGGGUGGAUGACUAUUGGCACCAUUGGCAAGAUGUGUUUGCAGGAGGUCUCCUAGGUCUCUCUGUGGCAGCAUUUUGCUAUCUGCAGUUUUUCCCACCUCCAUAUCACCAGGAAGGAUGGGGCCCUUAUGCAUAUUUCCGAGCAUUAGAGGAGUCGCGUGUUAACUCACAACUAACACAACCCGCAAAUGGACUCAAUAUGCAAGCCAUGGAUGGACAAACUGUGAAUCAACAACAAUCAGAGCUACGAAGCAAUUCAUUUAUCCCACUACCUACCGAACACAACUCAAACUCAUCGGUAGAGGACUUGGAAUCUGGGAGUAAGUAAGGUUGUUGAGUCUUGUGAUUUGUUAUGGUCCCAAGCUGAUUGUGUAGGUGGACUAGGCUGCUGUGAAUAUAUAUAGUUGAAGAUUUUCUGUAUUUGCUGAUCCACAAAUUUUGCAAUAAGAUGGUAGCUGCAUAAGAGACUAUGCCUCUGUGAUUAUAAAUAAACAAGCUUUCAUAUUUUCACUGUA